AUGAAUUUUUCAACGUAUACGUUUGAUAUAAUAUUAGUUAUUUAAAAAUGUAAGAAAAAAUUCAAAUAAUUUAGCGAUAUUUCUAUCUUAUACAUACAAUAUAAAUCCUGACCUAUUCAUUAAAAGUCUUCUAAUAUAACAUUGAUGGAUAAAUAUAUUCAUCAAUAUGAAUGAUGGAAAAAUAUAUCCAUCAAAAAGAAAUGGUCGCUAGAGCGCGACCCAAUUUUUUCUUUCUGUUUCAUUCGUGAUAAAGAAUAAAGAGAAUUUUGAAGGAUAAUAGAGAUGAUAUUUGAGAAGAAACCCGGUAUCUUAUUAUGAAUAAUGAUCGGUUUGAUUCGUUCUUAAAGACGAACUUACACGGAUAUAUUGAGAAGGAUCGUCAAAGUGAUAGUUUCAUGAACGACAAAACACAUCCAUCCACACACACACACACAUACAUACACGUGUGCGCGCAUACGUAGACAUACAUAUACACAUACACAUAUAUACUCUCUCUUUCUCUGUUUCUCCCUCUCCCUUCUUCCUCGUUUACUGGAUGCCCGUAGGAACUUCGUUGUAAAUUAUGCAGCUUUGCCUUUAUACACCAAAGAGUGUGGCAAGCACGAGAACGCGCAUGACGAAACAUGCGAGUACAAGAGAGGACCAAAAGUUCGGCCAAGUACUGUCACAAAGCACAUUUUGUGCUCGAUAAAUUUUGCACAUCGUUCAACUCCAUUUUGCUCGGACGAAGUUGUAAAUGGACGCCUUGGGAGAAGGGCCACGCGAUAACCUUACCGUGAAUCCUCUGCCAGGAGUUAGAAGGCCAUGAUAAUUCAGUAGGUUCCUUUGCCUGUUUGAUUUGCUAAUAUGCUUUCUCUAUGAUAUUUAUAUUCUUGUAUGAAAUGACUUUGUUCAUAGACAAAGAUAAAUACCUAUGUAUAACUGAAGUUCCUUUAUCUAUUCGAUUUACGUGUGUACAUGCACAUACACACACACACAUAUAUAUAUAUAUGUAUAUAUCUAUAUUUACUUUCUAUUCAUUGAAAUGAUUUUAAAAUGAACGAUAGAAUAAAAAUAUCGGGACAUCGAUUUAACAAGAAUCUUUCAUCACAUUACAGAAUUCAAUCGGUGAUCCUUUUGACGGGCCAACCAUAAGAUAUAGUUACAUUUGAGAAGACCGAAAACGUCGUAAUGAUAUUUUGAGACGAGGCUUUCCGAAUCGAAAGAUCGUUCGACCCAGUUGGCUAACGGCCAACUCUUCAUCCUUGGAUUUCAUGUAUGUCGACUUGGCAUACAUAUCACUGUGUACUUUUCUUCGUACAAUCCAACCAAGACCCAGUGAGGGCCUGAAAUUUAGAUUUUUCUUAAGGCUCCGCGACGUCUAACCCGAAUAAUGGUUAGAUUGGAUCUCGUAAGAAUGGUGCUACUCCUGUGCAGCCUGGCUUUGAUGGCCGUGGCCGAGGAGACGAAGAAGAGUGAAUCUAACAUCGAAAAGAAGGAUGAAAAAACGAAGCGUGGCCUAGAACUGAGCCUGGGUAGUCACGGUUUAGGGGGAGGUUUUGGCGGAGGUCAUGGCAUCGGAGGAGGUGGCUUCGGAGGAGGUGGUUUUGGUGGUGGUGGCUUCGGAGGAGGUGAACAGAUCUCGACCGAACAUAUUCCGGCGGUGACAAUAACGAAACAAGUACCUGUCCCUGCGCCGUAUCCAGUCGAGGUCGAAAAACAUGUACCUUAUCCGGUAAAAGUACCGGUUAAGGUACCCAUCGAUAGACCGGUUCCCGUACACGUGCCAGCACCUUAUCCGGUAACGGUCGAGAAGCACGUGCCCUAUCCAGUGGAUAAGCCAGUACCUUAUCCCAUCAAGGUACCAGUCAAGGUGCCCGUCAAAGUGCCGUAUCCGGUCAAGGUGCCUGUCAAGGUUCCUUACACUGUGACAAAACCCGUACCUUAUCCCGUUAAAGUCCCAGUCGUCGUAAAAGAACCUUAUCCCGUCGUACUCGAGGAUCAUCACGGAGGUGGCGGUUUCGGCGGUGGAUUUGGCGAUGGUGGUUACGGUGGUGGACACGAGCUCGAACUCGGUGGCUACGGUCAUCACUGAGAUCGGGCUGUGAUAUAGCACAACGACCAAUAGGGACCUCACUCUUCGAGUUUUUCCUUCUUCUUAUCCUUUCCCUCCUCCACCGCAAACUCUCUUCUUCCUUCUACCUUCCGAUCAAAACCGCGCACCAACAUCAGAGAGAGGAGACCACGUAAUGUCCCACGAGGAAGAGGGAAUGACACUCGUGGGUAUAUUAGAUUCUAGAGAAAAAUUUCGCUCGAUAGUAAGAAUGAAAAAAAAAAAAAAACAAAUAAAUAAAUAAAAAAUGAGAAUGCCACCGGAAACGAUCCUCCUGGCUCUCGUUCAUGUCGAAUGCACCGAUAUUGUAUUCGUUGAGAUUCUA
Messenger RNA from Vespa crabro (European hornet), 2417 nucleotides. Its product is annotated as WAS/WASL-interacting protein family member 1-like. Lineage: Eukaryota; Metazoa; Arthropoda; Insecta; Hymenoptera; Vespidae. The transcript has 2 exons. The record is from RefSeq and is a predicted model, not a curated record. The coding region runs from base 1373 to 2074 and encodes 233 amino acids.